Molecule: messenger RNA, 2079 nt
Organism: Pomacea canaliculata
Lineage: Eukaryota; Metazoa; Mollusca; Gastropoda; Architaenioglossa; Ampullariidae
Product: telomerase Cajal body protein 1-like
Biological process (GO): Cajal body organization
Cellular component (GO): Cajal body
Molecular function (GO): protein binding; RNA binding
Source: RefSeq, a predicted model, not a curated record
CAUGCACAUUUUUAAGACUAAGAAUUAUUUUAGUUUAGAAAAGUGCUAUGGACUAGGUUUUGUGCGCGAGUACGUUUAGGUGGCAGUCACAACACAGCACAAGGCACUAUAGUAAACACAGACAUACCAAGGAGCGGUUUGGAUGUAAAAUAUCAAGUGUCAACGUUUAAAACUUAAAAAAAUAAAUAAACAAUGUUGACAAAUCAACAAUAUUCUCAGGACGAGUCCCAGACAGAUCCUGAUGGUACGUCACUGCACACUGAGGAGAAACGUUUGACACCAGCAGUUCUGGACUAUAGGGAGAGGGCAGGAAAAGAGUCCACCUUGAUGGGCAGUAGCUAUGCAGGAGACCUUGUUGCAGUCGUUAAAGAAGAAUUUUCACAGAAGCAUGAGAACUACCUGAGGGGCUGCAAAUGGUCUCCAGAUGGAAACUUCAUUCUGACAAAUAGCAAUGACAACAUUCUGCGAGUGUUUCAAAUGGCAGAUGACAGUGAAUUGAGUUGCCUUGCAAGUAUUCAGGAAAGAGAGCUGAUAUAUGACUUCUGCUGGUACUCACAGAUGCAACCCUCUGACCUCAGUACCUACCUUGUUGCUGCAACUUGCCGGGACUUCCCUAUACAUCUUAUCAGCUCAGUGACGGGAAGUAUAGUAAGCAGCUACCGUGGCUAUAAUCAUGCUGAUGAAGUAGUUGCUGCACACAGUGUUGCUUUCACAGCAGAUGGUAGGCACCUCCUUGCUGGUUACAAUAAAACAAUCCGCAUUUUCAACACAGAACGACCUGGGCGAGAAUGUGUUGUGAAGAGUACCGUCUUUAAAGACCAAUAUUCUGGACAGACAGAGGGUCAGCCAGGCAUCAUCUCCUGCUUUGCUCCUCACCCAGUUCAUCCACAACUCUUUGCUGCUGGUUCCUUUCGGGGAGACGUGGCAAUCUACUCCACCCCUUCAGGAGAAUUGAAUACACUGUUUCAAGGCCAAGUAGGGGGCGUCACCAAGUCCUGUUUUCCACUGAUGGUCUUUAUCUUUUUUCUGGAGGACGUAAGGAUCCUGAGAUUAUUUGCUGGGAUAAGGAACCCAGGAAAAGAGCUGAUGGUUAUGUAUCGCUAUGUGCAGACUAAUCAGCGCAUGUAUUUUGACAUAGACUGCACUGGUAGAUAUCUUCUGUCUGGUAACCACAAUGGUACAGUCACCAUAUGGGACCUGGCAUCUGAAGCAAAAGAAAGUGUACACACUCCGUGGCCACACAUUGACCCCAUCAUCAACUUUCAGGCCCAUGCUGAUACCACAAACGGAUGCAGCGCCCAUCCCAGCUACCCACUCCUGACUACAGCAUCUGGCCAGCGGCAUUUCCCCCUCCAUGCAAUCAUCAAUGAUGACAGCUCUGAUGAUGAUUCAGACAAAGAGCUGGAAGAGAAAGAUGUGGAGGAAAAUACCUUGCGGUUGUGGAGGCUGAAGUUGCCUGGCUAUGAUGAAGGUGUUACAGAGUCUGGCAGCAUUCAAGGAGAGACUGAUGUCUAUGCAGAAGACAAUAGAGAAACAGUGCAGAGUGUAGAGUGUUUGACAGAUUUAAGAAAUGCAGGAGAAAUGAGCAAUUGCUCUGAGACAGAUCACUAUAGACAAACAGAGAACUAUAGAGAAACAGAGCAGAGUGUAGAGUGUUUGACAGAUUUAAGAAAUGCAGGAGAAAUGAGCAAUUGCUCUGAGACAGAUCACUAUAGACAAACAGAGAACUAUAGAGAAACAAAGCAGAGUGUAGAGUGUUUGACAGAUUUAAGAAAUGCAGGAGAAAUGAGCAAUUGCUCUGAGACAGAACACUAUAGACAAACAGAGAACUAUAGAGAAACAGAGAACACACAGAACACUCCACAGAAAGCUUAAAUGGUGUUCAAGUUCCACAGAAUUCUAGAGAAACAGAGAGAGGCACUGUAGGAGAAAGGGGCCCAAGUUAUGGGACUAUUCAGGAGAUGGACAUUGUCCAGGAAUCAGAGGACGGUGAAAGAGACUAAGUGAGGCUGAAGGUUAUUUUUGCUGAAGUGUUUUCAUUCCUCAAUAGAAUCAGUGAUUAAAUGAUCAAUGACUGGA